Microstroma glucosiphilum is the source of this 1542-nucleotide messenger RNA. Its product is annotated as initiator tRNA phosphoribosyl transferase. Gene Ontology annotation, biological process: charged-tRNA amino acid modification. The record is from RefSeq and is a predicted model, not a curated record. The transcript is spliced from 7 exons. NCBI's taxonomy places the organism in Eukaryota, Fungi, Basidiomycota, Exobasidiomycetes, Microstromatales, Microstromataceae. Gene Ontology annotation, molecular function: tRNA adenosine(64)-2'-O-ribosylphosphate transferase activity. Gene Ontology annotation, cellular component: cytoplasm. The annotation marks the transcript as partial.
CACUCACCCAGCAUCAAGUCAGACAAGCUGGAAAAGGGAGACCUCGAGGGUGGGACGUCUGCCUGAAUGACCCAGGAUGAGAGCGCCUCAUCGGGGAGUCUCUAUGCUUCACUGCUCCGCAGCGAUGAUCGCAAAGUCGUAAGAAAGCUCGAGCGGGAUCCUUGGAAUCGCCUGCGUAGCAUCGCAGAAGACUCUCAAUGGGUACUCCGAGUGGCCGAGGCGCUGCCUGAGCUUCCCAUCAUCGCGAAUCUGCGGUGCGGAGCGUGGUACCUCAGCCCCGAACUUCCGCAGAUCUCGAGAGCGAGUACCUAUUGCUACUUCAAGUCGACCGAUGGCCACGCCGGCGAAUGGAGCUUCAGUCUCAAGAGGCCCAAUCUUGACGUCGUGCGGCUGAUUCAACAGCGAGGCGGUGUCAUCAUCACCGACUCCACACGGAGGGGCAAGUCGCUUCCAGAUGCCCUCAGCAAGACGAUUCCCAUUUGGUGUGCCGUCUUGAAUGAGGCUUCAAGGCGGCGGUACAGUUCCCCGGCUCACCACCAGAGCUUCUUGAGGACGCCUGCACACCAAGUCCCGCCCAGUGAGCACGCACAGAUAGAGGCGAGGAUAGGCGCGUGGGUCGAAGCUGUCUUGGCUUCGGACUUGCCUGUCCCUCACUUGACUCGCCCUUUGGUACCGUUCUUUCUUACCCGACCACGGUAUAGCUUCGCAGAUGACUGUCACCCAGUCGUUGUCCUCUCUGCCUCGCGGCGAGUCGAUCUGCCCACGCCAGACCCCACUGGCACCUACUACUACACACAAGGCAGUGGUGAUGACGAGGAGCUUUGGUCGUUUGGUCUGACCCCAGAGCUCUUCUGGGACCGGGUAAAUCACCAGAGACUGCUUCAAUCGACGCGGCAAGACCUACCGAGAGUGAUAGAGGAAGUGGUCAGGUCGUCAAAGUUGAUAGAAGCGGAAGACAACCAGACGCCUAAGGUGGAUGAUGCAGAGGCGUCCUCCGGAUCCGUGUGCGACGUAGCUAUAGGUGCGACGGGACUCUUCUGCGGUCGGAGACAACCCACGUACGCCUUCACAGCCAAGGAGAAGGCAUUCUUCGAUCUGAUCAUUCACUGCGAUGCCGAGCAGAGCAGUGAUGACCCGGUGACCCACGAGAAGACGUGUGAACCAAAAGAGGCGCUCCUACUACGGAGAAGAAUCCCACAGGGCAAGAAGGGCCUCCGUGUCCUGCAAGAAGAGCUUCCUAGCAUCUUAACCUUCGUUCAAGUAGUCUUCAUCGGCAGCGCUUCGUCCACCUCUAGCCCUCGGAUCCUCAUUGUCGACUCUACACAAAAGGAUCUCUGCCUCUCUGUACUCAUUGCCAUACUCUCGCUCUACUACAACUCUCCGACUCAACCGCCUCUGCGAACACUCGAAGAGGUCGAACAUCAGAAGCAAAGUCUGACCAAGGACGAUGUCAGGAGAAGGCUGCAGUGGGUGGUUGGGUCUAUACCACAGGCCAAUCCUUCACGAUCGCAUCUGCUGCGGGUGAAUGAGGUCUUGAUGGGG